AUGGCACUUGAUAGUCCGUUGCUCCGUCUGCCGCCCGCACUUCGGAACCGUAUCUACUUGGACACAGAUAUUCCUCAUAGAACGUGUUUCAACCCGGAGUUAGUUGCACAAAGUGCGUUGAUUAUUGAAGAGCGUCGUACUAUGCGGUCUUUGCUCUUGACGUGCCGUACAGUGCACCAUGAGGUUUCAUCUAUUGUCUACGGAACGAACCGUUUAUAUCUGAGCUACCAGCAGUCAGACUCCUUUCAGUUCCUUUUUAACCUGACCCCGAGGUCUCUACAGCAUAUCACGGAUUUGACGGUCUUCCUGUCUGUCUUUCCUCCGGACGACGAUGAACACUGUCAUGAAAUAUCUGGCUGCUGGCAUGGCCCGUUUCCUUCCAUUUGGAACUUAGAAAGUGGUGAUCAACAGGGAAGAGCUGCACUCACUGAGUGGGAGGCUGUAGUGGAACAUGUUGCCCCACAUAUAAAGCCAUUAACGCUUCGAUUGAAUUUCAUUUGCGACGUUGGGGACGUGGAGACUGCCCGAGCAGCCAUCCGUCCGCUGUACAAUCUUCCGGUCCUCUCCGACUGCAACAUUCGCCUUUCUAGCGACCCUGAUGCAAGGCUACAAAAAGUCGCUCGGGACACAGUUUUUGAGAUGACGGGACGACAUGUACCUUCCCCCAGUUGCGCAUUUCGAUUCAUGGACCUGCCGGUGGAGCUGCGGUUGCAAGUGCUGGAGCACACAGACCUGGUCACUCCGCUGCGUGAGGUGGAAUGGAACCCACAGAAUAACUUCUGUCUAAGAUAUUACGAGAGACAGUGUACGAACUGCGGGUGCACUCUACAGAAGCCAUAUCGCAACUGCUGGCAGUAUCUCAAAUCGGGUUGCUUUUGUCACCGUUACCAUGCCGCCUUCUCGAAGCACUGUAAAUGUUGGACCCCUCCCACCUCCCUUUUCCUGGUGAGUCGCACAGUGAAAUACGAAGCUCAGACCGUUUUCUUCUCCAAAAAUCGGUUCAUUAUCAUGCCACCUGGGGGGCUCUUUCCUACCGAAGAAGGCCUGAAUAGCAAGCUGCCACCCGCGGUAUUCUUGACGAAAAUCGUACCAUCGCACGCGCUUCCCUGUCUACGUUUCCUAGAGAUAUACUUCUCACCGCUUGAUGUAGAUGGGUUCUCCUCAGAAUCUGCCAUGUACCGGGACUGGGAGCGAGUUAUCCGAGAACUCGGUGAUAAUCUCAACUACCAAAACCUUACGGUCCGCCUUUGGUUCGGCGACUAUGUCCACGGAGGGCAGGCUAUUGAAUCAAACAGGGCCAUCGGUGACGAGGAGGGUCAAGAGGUGUUGUCGAAGUACUUUGCCUUGGUCAAGCCUUUUAUCAAUUUUCGACGCCGGGGCUUGCAACGUUUCUUCGUGCAUGCCGCAUGGCCAUGGAACUGGACUCCCACAGGUUACAUGAAGCGCAUGAGGAAACCAGAGCUUGUCUAUAACCGCGUUCAGAAAAUCAAUCAGAAGCUGGAGCGACGGGUGAUGGGUAAUAGCUACGACAGUGCGUCGUUGGGGAAGCAAUUGAUACAAUGGAGUCAGUGGCGAGAGGUUCUUGAGGAGAUGCUGGUCGACGAGGAAGCUAUUUUCUUUGACUGA
Messenger RNA from Aspergillus alliaceus, 1626 nucleotides. RefSeq lists its product as uncharacterized. The record is from RefSeq and is a predicted model, not a curated record. NCBI's taxonomy places the organism in Eukaryota, Fungi, Ascomycota, Eurotiomycetes, Eurotiales, Aspergillaceae. The transcript has a single exon. Bases 1 to 1626 code for a protein of 541 amino acids.